AUGUCUCCUCCUGCUGCCAUGUUCGAGCCCGUGACUGUUGCCCCUACCGGCAUCAAGGGCAAGGUCAACGUCCCUGAGACCGCGACUACCACUCUGACCGGCCAGGGCCAGUCUAAGCUCUUGGAACAGUUCGGUGGCAAAUGGGAUGAGUUCAAGUUCGCCCCUAUCCGCGAGAGCCAGGUCUCUCGUGCCAUGACUCGCCGCUACUUCCAGGACCUGGACAACUACGCCGAGAGCGAUGUUGUCAUCGUCGGCGCUGGCUCCUGUGGUCUGAGCACUGCCUACGUGCUCGCCAAGGCCCGUCCGGACCUGAAGAUUGCCAUCCUGGAGGCCUCCGUGGUGGUGCCUGGCUGGGUGGCCAGCUCUUCAGCGCCAUGGUUCUCCGCCGCCCCGCGGAUGCCUUCCCUGACUGAGCUCGGUGUCCCCUUCGAAGAGGAGCCCAACAACCCCAACUUCGUCGUCGUCAAGCACGCGGCCCAGUUCACCUCGACUCUUCUGUCGAAGGUCCUCUCCUUCCCCAACGUCAAGCUGUUCAACGCUACUUGCGUCGAGGACCUGAUCACCCGCCCAGACGGCGACAGCAUCCGCCUCGCCGGUGUCGUCGUCAACUGGACUCUCGUCACCCUCCACCACGACGACCACUCCUGCAUGGACCCCAACACCAUCAACGCCCCCAUCAUCGUCAGCACCACUGGCCACGAUGGGCCAUUCGGUGCUUUCUGCGCCAAGCGUCUGGUCUCCAUGAACUCCAUCGAGAAGCUCGGUGGUAUGCGCGGUCUCGACAUGAACGCUGCUGAAGACGCUAUCGUCAAGAACACCCGUGAGGUCGCUAAGGGUCUCAUCAUCGGUGGUAUGGAGCUGUCUGAAAUCGACGGCUUCAACCGCAUGGGCCCUACUUUCGGCGCUAUGGUUAUGAGCGGUGUCAAGGCUGCUGAGGAGACUCUGGCUGUCUUUGAUACCCGCAAGCGCGAGUGUGCUGAGUAA
Messenger RNA from Penicillium brevicompactum, 984 nucleotides. It is a transcript of the gene thiA, whose product is annotated as thiamine thiazole synthase. Lineage: Eukaryota; Fungi; Ascomycota; Eurotiomycetes; Eurotiales; Aspergillaceae. The transcript has 2 exons. The record is from RefSeq and is a predicted model, not a curated record. Bases 1 to 984 code for a protein of 327 amino acids.